CGUCCGCCAUUUUGUCCAGUGAGGAAAAGCGGCGACGGAGUCUCUUUGGAGGGUCGGCUCGGCUACGAAUUUAGCGCGGGCGCCCUUCGCGCACCCUCCCUUUUUAGCAUCGCAAUGCAUCGUGACUCUUGUCCACUGGACUGCAAGGUUUACGUGGGUAACCUUGGAAACAAUGGCAACAAAACUGAAUUAGAGCGAGCUUUUGGCUACUAUGGACCACUGCGCAGCGUGUGGGUGGCAAGGAAUCCUCCUGGUUUUGCCUUCGUAGAGUUUGAAGAUCCACGAGAUGCAGCUGAUGCAGUGAGAGAACUAGAUGGAAGAACCCUCUGUGGGUGUCGUGUCAGAGUGGAGCUCUCCAAUGGUGAGAAACGGAGUCGGAACCGUGGCCCACCUCCGUCCUGGGGCAGGCGUCCUCGAGAUGACUAUCGCAGGAGAAGUCCUCCUCCUCGUCGCAGAUCACCGCGAAGGAGAAGCUUUUCUCGCAGCCGCAGCAGGUCCCUCUCCAGAGACAGAAGAAGAGAGAGAUCACUCUCACGGGAUAGGAAUCACAAGCCUUCUCGUUCCUUUUCCAGGUCUCGCAGUCGCUCUAGGUCAAAUGAGCGGAAAUAGUACUGUGAGGAGGAGCUGUGUACAGGAAGUCCUUAGAGCUGAGGACAGGAGGAGUAUGUACAGGACAUUGUUUUGUUUUGAAACUUCAUAAAGCUUGGUGCAUUUUUAAAAUGUUUUAGCUGUUGAACUCGCUUUGUUCCUUGUAUCUUGUAACAGGUUGCAAAUGUAAAGAUCUGAAUCUGUAUAUGGUUCUAAGCAGAUCAUGAUUUGUAAUGUUAAUGACUUUACAAUGUACCAUCACACAGAACUCUGAACAGUAAGCUGUGUGUCUUGCAUAGAUAGAAUGUUUCUGGGUUUGUGCUGGGGUGUGUUUUGCUGGGAUUCAGCCUUUGGAAGGAAGCAUGCAGUGGAGACGUGCUCAUUGCAGAAACAUGGCUGUGAGAGGUGUUUGUGCAGAACAGGACAUAGAUGCUUCUUAGUGCAGUUCUCCAAAAUAGUCAAGAACGUGGAGCCAGUGGCAUGCAAAGGGGAUGACUGAGCUGCUGUUUUAUGCAGAGCUCGUUCUGAAUUCCAUUACUUGGAACUGAGCUGCUUUAUGUGAAAUAAUGUUUAGCCGUAGGGUCAGUUAAUUUUGUACCUCAUGUGACUAGAGUGCUUCUUCAGGACCUGAUUGUUUGCAUGACCAUCUAUUCCAGAGCCUCUGAAUAGACCAAAUACGGCAGAACUGACACUGGAGUGGGUGGGUUAUGUGUGUGAUGGUACAUUGUAACAGUUCUGAAUUAAACAUUUCUUUACUGUACAAGACUUUUCAUGUCACUUGUAAAAUGUCUUUUGUGAGAUCCUUGGGAUUAAAGUUUUGGUUACAA
This is a messenger RNA of Cuculus canorus (common cuckoo), 1415 nucleotides long. It is a transcript of the gene SRSF3, whose product is annotated as serine and arginine rich splicing factor 3. Gene Ontology annotation, biological process: mRNA splicing, via spliceosome. The coding region runs from base 115 to 609 and encodes 164 amino acids. Gene Ontology annotation, molecular function: RNA binding. The transcript is spliced from 6 exons. NCBI's taxonomy places the organism in Eukaryota, Metazoa, Chordata, Aves, Cuculiformes, Cuculidae. Gene Ontology annotation, cellular component: nuclear speck. The record is from RefSeq and is a predicted model, not a curated record.